AUGUGUGGCCUGGUGGUUGCCGAUCGUGUAAUCGAUGUUGGAUCUGAGUGGCGUACGUUCUCCAACGACACGAAUGCAAAAGAUAUGUGCCGCGUGGGUGCGAGCGAGAAUCCCUUGCUCACAGGAGGUGACCUGUCGACAAUGAUCAGUGGUCCAUCCUUUGCCGAUUCGAGGCAGGUGGAUGAUCAAGGCAAGGCGUUGUAUCGUAGUCGCCGCAAUCUAUCUUCUGUUGAUCGUGUUCUCACCAGCGCUUUCCGUGAAAUCGGUCAAAUGGCUGAGCACCUUAACCUCCCUAAAACCAUAUCUGAUCAUGCAAACCUCCUGUUUAAACAAGUCUAUGAAACCAAAAAUCUCCGCGGUCGAAGCAACGAUGCUGUGUCAACAGCUUGUCUGUACAUGGCUUGCCGGCAAGAGGGAGUCCCCCGCACCUUUAAAGAAGUGUGUGCAGUAUCCCGAGUUUCGAAAAAAGAAAUCGGCAAAGUGUUCAAAAAGAUACUGAAAAUCUUAGAAACGAAUGUCCAAUCUGUCACUGUGGAGGACUUCAUGUCUCGUUUCUGUGGCAAUCUGGGUUUGAACAUUGCUGUUCAAAGAGUAGCCAACGUGAUAGCGAGACGAGCUUUGAACUUAAAUUUAGUGGCUGGUCGAAGUCCGGUAUCUGUGGCUGCGGCGGCAAUCUACAUGGCCGCAUGCGCUCUUGGUCAUCAGAAAGAAAAACGAGAAAUUGGUGAAGUCGCUGGAUGCGCAGAAGCCACCAUCACUUGUACUUACCGAGCGAUGUAUGGACGUGCAAACGAACUUUUCCCAGAGGAUGUUAGACUUACUAUCCGACCUCUGCCGUUGUAA
Messenger RNA from Dicrocoelium dendriticum, 843 nucleotides. NCBI's taxonomy places the organism in Eukaryota, Metazoa, Platyhelminthes, Trematoda, Plagiorchiida, Dicrocoeliidae. The record is from the annotation of a GenBank genome assembly.